Messenger RNA from Coturnix japonica (Japanese quail), 3349 nucleotides. It is a transcript of the gene SMAD2, whose product is annotated as SMAD family member 2. NCBI's taxonomy places the organism in Eukaryota, Metazoa, Chordata, Aves, Galliformes, Phasianidae. Gene Ontology annotation, molecular function: RNA polymerase II cis-regulatory region sequence-specific DNA binding; I-SMAD binding; DNA-binding transcription factor activity, RNA polymerase II-specific. Gene Ontology annotation, cellular component: heteromeric SMAD protein complex. The record is from RefSeq and is a predicted model, not a curated record. Gene Ontology annotation, biological process: positive regulation of transcription by RNA polymerase II; SMAD protein signal transduction; transforming growth factor beta receptor signaling pathway.
CCAACGAGCACGGGGAAGGCGGGCUCACAGUGCGCAGCGCUGAGGAGGGAGGAGGAGGUGUCGGCGGAGCUCCGGGACGGGAGAGAUCAGACGAGAAUCUCCAAUUGUGUGCUGAGCCUUCUGUCUGGUGGAAGUCAUGUCAUCCAUAUUGCCAUUCACUCCACCAGUUGUGAAGAGACUUCUUGGGUGGAAAAAAUCUGCUGGUGGCUCUGGAGGGGCUGGUGGUGGUGAGCAGAAUGGGCAGGAGGAGAAGUGGUGUGAAAAAGCAGUGAAAAGCUUGGUCAAGAAGCUAAAGAAAACGGGACAGCUGGAUGAGCUCGAGAAGGCCAUUACCACUCAGAACUGCAAUACCAAGUGUGUGACAAUACCAAGCACUUGCUCUGAAAUUUGGGGACUGAGUACACCAAACACGAUAGAUCAGUGGGACACAACAGGCCUUUACAGCUUCUCUGAACAAACCAGAUCUCUCGAUGGCCGACUGCAGGUAUCGCAUCGUAAAGGAUUACCACAUGUCAUCUACUGUCGUCUGUGGCGCUGGCCGGAUCUUCACAGCCACCAUGAACUUAAAGCAAUUGAAAACUGUGAAUACGCUUUUAAUCUUAAAAAGGAUGAAGUAUGUGUAAACCCAUACCACUACCAGAGAGUGGAGACACCAGUCUUGCCUCCUGUACUAGUGCCACGGCACACUGAGAUCCUAACAGAGCUUCCUCCUCUUGAUGACUACACCCAUUCCAUUCCUGAGAACACUAAUUUCCCAGCUGGAAUUGAACCACAAAGCAAUUACAUACCAGAAACACCACCUCCAGGAUAUAUCAGUGAAGAUGGAGAAACGAGCGACCAGCAGUUGAACCAAAGCAUGGAUACAGGAUCUCCAGCAGAACUGUCUCCCAGUACUCUCUCUCCAGUUAACCAUAGCCUGGACUUGCAGCCAGUCACUUAUUCAGAGCCUGCGUUCUGGUGUUCAAUAGCAUAUUACGAAUUGAAUCAAAGAGUGGGAGAAACCUUCCAUGCAUCACAACCUUCCCUGACUGUAGAUGGCUUCACAGAUCCAUCCAAUUCAGAACGGUUUUGUCUAGGUCUGCUUUCCAACGUCAACAGAAACGCAACAGUGGAGAUGACAAGGAGACACAUAGGAAGGGGAGUGCGUCUCUAUUACAUUGGUGGAGAAGUUUUUGCCGAGUGUCUCAGUGAUAGUGCAAUUUUUGUUCAGAGCCCCAACUGUAAUCAAAGAUAUGGCUGGCAUCCUGCAACUGUCUGCAAAAUCCCACCAGGAUGCAAUCUAAAAAUCUUUAAUAACCAAGAAUUUGCUGCUCUUCUGGCUCAAUCUGUGAAUCAGGGUUUUGAAGCAGUCUAUCAGCUUACCAGAAUGUGUACCAUCAGGAUGAGUUUUGUUAAAGGAUGGGGAGCUGAGUACAGGCGGCAGACAGUCACAAGCACUCCUUGCUGGAUUGAACUUCAUCUGAAUGGACCUCUACAAUGGCUGGACAAAGUAUUGACUCAGAUGGGCUCCCCUUCAGUACGCUGCUCCAGCAUGUCGUAAAACUCCUUCCUCUGCUACCAGUGGGCUAAAUACCAAGGCCCAUCAACAGACUUCAUAGAACAGCUCGUCUGUCGUAGUAUUUGUGUGUGGUCCCCAUGAACUGUUUACUAUCCAAAAAAGGUUUUUUUUUUUUUUUAAAAAAAAAGAAAAACAGCACUUGAGGUCUCAUCAAUUAAAGCACCUUGUGGAUUCUGUUUCCUAUACUCUGAUACUAGAUGAAAACUUAGUGUAUAGAAAUGCCUUCUUCAGAGAGAAGAAGGAACAGUUCUAAAGACUCUUAAUGGUGUUUUUAUUGGGUAUAUAAUUGAGUGUCCUAAUGGUUUAUCAAUAACAUGGAUAGCUAAGUAUAUGUACAGGUAAUGUAUCAUGAUCUCAGAUAUUGCAGUAUUGUGCUGUUCUGCAUUUUAGUUCCCAUAAUUAGAUGUUUGGUUUGUUUUUAGAUUGAGGCAAAUCUCACAAAAUUCCAAGACUUGACUCCUUUAUUCUUUUAUAAUUUUUUAUAUAAGCAGGUUUUCAAGUUGUCCUAAACAUAAAAAGCAGACUUUCCUUGUAGAAAAGCUUAACUUUUUGCUGCCUUCUUAAAGAAAAUCCCUCCCUUAGAAGGGGAAGAAAUGUCUGAGAUUUAUCUGAAAUCUCAGGACUAUUUGUAUAUUCUUAAUGGGGCCUAAAAUUAAUCUCUGUACUCUAAAUUGUGAGUAUCCAUCACACUAGGAGUCUACUUUUCCUUACCCAUCUGAGCUGAGGCGUCUGUUGCCAGCAGUAUUGCUGGCACUGUGUUAGUUGAGACUUUUUUGUACCUUGGAUCACUGAAAUCAUUGCUUUUCUCAUAGGGUGAGAAUUGAGCAUAGCAUUAGAUACUGGAUUAAAUACAAAAGGGUAUUGAAUUACCCGUUACAUCUGUAUGCUUUCAAUAAACAGAUGUUACUUAAAAUCUUGGGGAUUUUUUUGUUUGUUUGUUUGUUUGUUUUGAGCCAAAAACCUUGAAAAAUCCUUUCCCAGAGUAAACUAGACUCUUUCUUAUAGGUUUUUAAUAGAUGCAGCUUCUUAACAUGUUUCAGUAACAGAACUUAAAUCUCUGAUCUGAGUGGCUUUGUACAGCUUACUGACGUACCAGAUCAUACUCAUUCAUUAUGUCAUAAUGGGCCUUGUUAUUAAAAGUAGUUGCUUCUGCAAAACCUUUAGGAUAGUGGUUGGUGAGGUAUGACCAGCGAAGGAGGACUUCUAGGUUCUUCACAACCGUGCAUGUUAUUGUGAACCCUUGGACACUACAGCUGCACCAUAUUAAAAAUAUUCUGAAAUAUAUUCUACUGAUAAGUCUGGGUUGGGGAAGGGUUGGGAAACUGUAUAGAAGGGUUAUUCUGACUUGAAAAAUAUACAUCUUACUAACAAUCUUGUGAUCUAGCUGUCUGUCAUUCUUCUGUUAUUGUGGCAGUAGCAGGAUUGCUUUUGUCUGUUCUUUCCCGUUGUUUCACACAUUACACUAGCACUGUGCUUUGUGAGUACAGCUAGUGAUGACUUGGAGAACAAAAACAUGGCCAGUGUUACAGCUUCUGAUCAGUUGAUUGAGUGGAGGGUAGUGGUGGAUAUUUUUAUGCCAUAAUGACUAGGGCGUAGAAGCAAUACCAAAAAAUCAAGCCUUGAAAAAGAGGGCCAGCCACCUUUUAAAAAUUGGCAAAGCAGUUACCAGUUUGUGCUAGUUUUACCAGUAGACUAAUGUAUUGGUAGAACUUGUGAACCUAAGAAAUAAGCUUCAUGAGUGUUGCAUUUGCCUAAUAUGUGAAUACACUAAUAAAAGUUUUAAUUCUCACA